AUGGUCGCGAAACGCGUCGGUUUCGCUUUGACGCUGUGCGCGGUGAUUCUUUCUUCGUUCGGUGCAAAACCAGCGUCGGCAAAUUUUCCCGUCGUUAGGUUUAAAAACUCUACGGUCGGGAUCGUGACGGAGAAGUCUGGCGACGUGUUGAUACGAGGGAAUCUCGUUUCUAUGAACGGUGAUCUGGUUCUUUCAGAGAACGGGAAUGUUAUAAACGUCACGGAAGCGAUGAUCAAUCUGCGAGCAAAGGAGAAGGACAUGGUCGCGCGCGUAUCGAAAAUAAGAGAAAGCGGAAGAUUGAGAAACUUUGGGUGUAACCCUUUAAAUACCGAGUACAUUGAAAAAAAUACCACCUCUGGGGAAUACGGAGAGUGCGUUUGUAAAGAGGGUUACGCGGGGGUGGAGUGCGAAAGUAUCGCUUAG
Molecule: messenger RNA, 423 nt
Organism: Bathycoccus prasinos
Lineage: Eukaryota; Viridiplantae; Chlorophyta; Mamiellophyceae; Mamiellales; Bathycoccaceae
Exons: 1
Coding region: 1-423 (140 amino acids)
Source: RefSeq, a predicted model, not a curated record